Molecule: messenger RNA, 3204 nt
Organism: Penaeus monodon (black tiger shrimp)
Lineage: Eukaryota; Metazoa; Arthropoda; Malacostraca; Decapoda; Penaeidae
Exons: 3
Coding region: 680-1996 (438 amino acids)
Source: RefSeq, a predicted model, not a curated record
GUAAUGAAGGUGAAAAAGGAUUGUCGUGGAGGAAAGAACAGGGCGGUUUUUACCCUCAUAUGAUGUCGUCCAGGUGAAGUAUCAUUAAACCAACCCCUUUUAUCAUGACCCAAAUAUCACCCAGCAACGUACAAAAAAAACAAACAGACUAACAAUCAACGCAUCAAUAAAUCCCCUUCCGGAAAAGAGAGAGAGAGAACCCAAUAUAUCCCCCAAAAGGAGUAAGAUAAAUAGAUAAUUAAAAAGACUAACUCGAGGCGUUGACAUCCAUCGGGCAGGUGAGAUGAUCCUCGGAGCGUCAGUUGUCGUGCGAACUUGGUGGCGAGCGGACGUGUUGCUCUCUGCUGCGCCUCGGAGUAUAUGGCAGAGCUGCUGUUGCAUACGAACACGUCUCUUAAUCCCGAUAAAGUGCCUGAUCAUGUUAUCCAUAAACCAGUGUGCAGUGCUUUAGCUAGUGGUGUGCUUGGAUAAAAAAAUAUAAUAAUAAUAAUCCCAUAUAUCCUAUUUAUAAGGAUCUUAACACCCCCUCCCCCCCAAAAAAAAAAAAAAAAAUAAGGAAGCGAAACACCUCUAUCCAUGGAUAUGACAUGGAAGUGACGUUAUCCAAGAGACGAUUUUUCCUCGCUGUGUCCUCGCCUGGCCGACCUCCCCGUGGAUAAGGAGGCUUCACACACAAGAGAUGGGCGUGGGCGUUCUAGAGGCGGUGCAGGAGGAGGACGUCUGCACCCUGGAGGAGGCGCGGAGGUCCCUGCAGGAGCUGAGAGACAGGAACCGGGCGCAGGCACAGCUCCUCGUCUCGUGGAAGAGGCGCCUCAAGCAGCAGAAUGUGAUGAUGCUGCACCUGCAACGCGAGCGAGAUGACCACCUCCGCCAGAUCCAGUCUCAGCUGCUGCUCUUCGAGUCGCAGCUCCGCCGCCGCCAGAAGGAGGUGGAGGCGCUGAUGAAGCAGAAGGACACGACCAUCCGGCAGCAGCAGCACGUGAUCGUGUCGCUCUCGCGGGCGCUCAACAACAGCAUCCGGGCGCGGCAGGCGUCCGAGUCCUCCCAGAAGCCUUCGAAGGAGGACGCUGCCAAGGAGGACGUCGGCAAGGACGAGGCGGCCGAGGAUGGCCACAGGAAGGGCGAGAAGCCGUCCAGCCUGCUCUUCACGUCCACCAAGAGCGACCCCGAGAGCCUCAACGACAGUGACAGCGCCAUCAUGCUCGAGGACAACUUCGACUCCCUGGUCCUCAUCCCGAUGGGCAAGGGCGAGGUCAAGGUGGUGAGGAGCGUGUCGGACGCCGUAGAGGUGGCCAACCGGCCCUCCUGCUGCGCCACCCCCGGCCAGGACAUCCUCGCCCCGCCGGCGCCGGGGGCCGCCACCAGCUCGCUCCUGAAGCCCGGCUACAGCGGCGGGGCGGGCCCGGGCUCCCUCUCGACGUCGCCCUCCUGCUCCAGCGAGGAGAGCGACGACAGCCCCUCCUGCACGCUCACCAAGGGCCGCGCGGAGCUCCUGCGGACGGUGUACAGCCUGGACGAGGAGGAGGUCUGCCACGCCCACACGGAGCGCGACUCUCUACUGGGCGACGCCUCCAGCGCCACGCCCUCCAUCGCGCCCUCCCUCCACUCCAUCCUCAAGUCGUCCUCUCACUACGACUCCGACGCGACCCUGAGCGACGGCGAGAGCGACGACGCGGAUGACGACGACGAGGAGAUUCGACCGCUCGACGACUCAUGCAGCGACAGACGGCAGCUGCUGGGGUCGUACGAGAAGCUCAACACCAUCGCGGUGACGUCGCCCGCGAAGCCCCGGCCCGACGAGGAGAUUCAGGUGACGUACAACCGCGUCAUGAGCAACCACAGAUCCGUUACCAAGCCCAAAGACGUCAAGUACAGACGCAUCAACAAGGCCAAGUCGCGCUCCUUGGAGGAGCUGCGAGGGAAGCUAAAGUACUGGACGGACCGGGGCGGGAAGCAGUCGCUCUCGGUCGAUCUCGACAGUCAGUCCUUCGCUUAGGCGAGACCAAAGCAGACGCCAUUAUCUCCCAGAGAGAUAGAUGAUGUCUCCUUCUCCUAUCUAUGCGGGCAUGAGCGCUUCGAUCGUGGGCGCCAGUAGUCGCCUGGGCGACGCUACUUACAUAUCGACCUGCUGAAGGACUUGCGUCAUGUUGGUAACGCCUCCAUCUCGAGGACGCGUCGGCCGCUGAGCUUCCAUCAAGUAUCCAUUCACCCAGUCCCUCCAGAUCCAUUCCAGAUCCAUUCCAGAUCCAUUCCCGGCGGAGGUCCUCCCCCACAACGGCGCUCGUUGUGCGGUGUCGAGGCCCGUCCUCAAAACGCUCGGAUUCCUACUCGCCUCCAGUGUUACCAAACGUGGUGUUAGCCUAUGGUAUGUACAUACGUGACGAAGAAAUGUGUACAUAGAGUGAUACAAGGAAAACUGCGGCGCCAGAGAAGACACGAAUUCCUCGGCCCGCGUUGUGAGGUUGCAUCUCCCAGUUACGCGGUUCAGUGUAUGCGAAUCACGAUACGAAAAUCUCGAAUCAAUAUCACCAAUACCUUCGAGUGUGUUUCAUCUUUCUUUUUAAAAAAUGUAUUAAAUCAAACAAUUUAAAGAAAACCAGAAGAAACCCACGGAGGUGAAGAAUCGCCACAUCCUCACCACAUCAACUCUACAAUUGCUCUGUAUAAAGUCUGACAACAAAUGAAAGAAAAAUGGGAGUGAAAAUCCACUCCGACUUUUUCCCUCCGCUAGUCUGACGGUUUGCGAAGCCCAGCGCUCAGCUCGUCUCGCAGACUCGAUUCCACGAUACUCUUCUCAGUAUAGAAAUGUAUAUUUAUCUCUUUCUUCCUAUGGAGUGAUGUUACUUUUUUGUUUUUUCUUUCUUUUUUUAUAUCUGCGUGUGUGUAUUUUCAUCCAUUAGGAAACGUGUCGAGUGGGUGGCCUCGAUUUCUUCCUCAGUAGUCAUUUCGAAAUUAGUCUCGAAACCAGCUAUGUAUUUGGCAGUGUUUAGUGUGGCAUUUUUGAUCAGUUUUGAUCUGGCGAUUAUCUUCGUUUUACUAUUUAUGGAAAUAACAUAAUCUAAUGUCUCAUAUCCAAAAUGCACUUUCAGUACAUUUUUUAAAAAAGUCAUUUAUUUUUAGCUAUAUAAAUAUCUCUGGACAUCAUGCCACACCCAAAAUAAAAAUGAAAAUGUCAGAACCAACUCCUAUCCAAGUAUAUAACAC